Podarcis lilfordi (Lilford's wall lizard) is the source of this 1869-nucleotide messenger RNA. Lineage: Eukaryota; Metazoa; Chordata; Lepidosauria; Squamata; Lacertidae. The record is from the annotation of a GenBank genome assembly.
AUGGGAUCCAGAUCUCUGACCAGUUCCUUCUUAGGCUCCGCCAAAAAGGAAAUCAGUGCCAGCUGGCACUGGCAAAUAAUGCAUUCAGAAAGAGGAGUGUGGGAAAAUAUAUGCGAAUCAGCUCAGAGGCACCUGGAGAUGCUUUACUGUGAUGUGCAUAGCUCAGAAAUCAAAGUGUUUGAAAGGUAAGGAAUUCAGAGCCUCAGACGGCUGUGUACAAUUGCUCAAGAUUGCUGUUAUAAGUGAAAUUAUCUAAGGUGGCUAGGAAUGAUAACAGUGCCCCAUCGGCUUCUGAGAAAUUCAUGAUUCAUGUUACCAAAAUGUACAAAGCUGCCCAAUUAUUAACAAAAGGCGGGACAACCUUUGGAACAUCUUCAGACAAGACAGAGAAGUUACAGUACAAAAAUACAAAUCAUAAAGAUCAGGUGCUACAAACAUCUGAGGUUCUGCUGCUGUAGAAAAGUAACUGUAUCCCAUCACUUCUGUCCUAAAAACACCAAUGUUACAUUGUUCUGUCACAACUCCUUUUCAUGGAAUGUACAAAAUUUAUUGGUGUAAGUAAAGUGUCUCUAUGUUCAGUCAACUUUCAACAUAAUCCAUUUGCUCUGGGGGAUAGCAGAAGAAGCAAGAAACUGAAAAUAUGAUGUUUUUCCUUCCAUAGGGAUGGAUCAAAAGGCAAAGUCAGAUUUCAGGAUGUGGCAAUGUAUCCAUUUGGUCCUUACUGCAAGAUAUGGCAUCUACCAAAUAGCCACAAUCCCCAGCAGAAUCCUCUUUACACAGUAUGGUGUGUGUUUUUUACUGUCAGGAUAAAACAGGAUAAAUGGAAGAAAUAGCCAGAGGUAAGAAGAUGACAACAAGGAAUGUAUUGAUGUUGCAACAAAAUGCAUUCCACACCUGGUGCUCGUGCUAUUGCUUUUUAGGCGGAUGUAGUGAAGACCUUUUUGUUCUCCAAAACCUCACAAUUUUAAUUAUAGUGGUAGAUCACUUUUAGUGUUUUUAGAACUUUGCACUAAGUUAUUCCCCUUCCUGGGUUUAUUUUGACUUUAAAUUGUUUUUAGCUGUUGUGCUUGCAUUGGUUUUAGCUGAUUUGAUUUAUUCAUAAUCUGUUUCAUUUGAUUUUAUCAUUUAAAUUCUGCAUUGUAUUUUGCAUUUUUAAUGGUCUGCAAACUUCCCAGAUAACUCAGUUAUAGGGAUGGUAUCUUACUGUAACAAAUAAAUAAAUCCUAAAUGGCUUCGGUCCUGUAUACCUGAAGGAGCAUCUCCAUCACCAGACACUGAGAUCCAGUGCCAAGGGCCUUUUGGUGGUUCCCUCAUUGCAAGGUUACAGGGAACCAGGCAGAGCGGCUUCUCAGUAGUGGUGCCCACCCUCCCAUCAGAUGUCAAGCAAAUAAACAACUAUGUUUAGAAGACAUCUGAAGGCAGCCCUGUCUAGAGAAGUUUUUAAUGUUUGAUGCUUUACUGUGCUUGAUGUUUUAAUUUAUUGGAAGCCGCCCAGAGUGGCUGGCACAACUCAGUCAGGUGGGCAGCUUAUAAAUAAUAUAUCAUUUCUGUUAUAUUACUGAGAAUCAUAGUUAAGAACAGUUGUGAAAUAGAACACAAUGUUCAAAAGAAAUUGAAUUUUAUUCUCUGAGCAUCUGGGAUGGUCUAGAUAAAGAGCCCUAGCAAGCAUGGUCAAUAGCCAGAAAUGAUGGGAGCUAUAGUUCAAGAACAUCUGGAGGGCCAAAGAUUCCCCACAUUUGGCCUAGAUCUAGAAAAUGUCUCAACUCUCACGCCUUUCUACAUAAUUCUAUAUAAUUCUUCAGAUUAUUUUCUUUUCCUUUCUCUCUCUCUCUCUCUCUGGUUAGACAGUCACCAGAGGAAUGCUCAUGA